Xyrichtys novacula (pearly razorfish) is the source of this 10413-nucleotide messenger RNA. NCBI's taxonomy places the organism in Eukaryota, Metazoa, Chordata, Actinopteri, Labriformes, Labridae. The record is from the annotation of a GenBank genome assembly.
GAUUGGUUGCGAAAUGAAGCUGUGAAACAGGAAGCUAGAAAAAAAAUCUUGUCAAUUUAAGAGCACGUAAGCUUCUGUCUCACACCUCUUGUGGUUUCUAAGCUAACGGUGCUGUUACAAAAGUGCGCAUAUCGGGACCCCAUUGACAGAAGAAAAUGGGGUGUUUCUUCUCGAAAGAAUCCAAAAGAAAGUCGCCCGAAAAAGAGGACCGUACGCCGACGACGACGACUGUCGAAACUACGACGACAAGCAACGCGGUUCCCCUUGGCAACAACACCGACGAGGCACCUAAGCAGUACAGCUGGGACAAGAGGGAAAAGGUGACACGGAAAACCAUUAAUUUAGAGAAAAAUAUUAGUAGACAAAUUCUCUUAGCAAAUGUAGCUCCUAUAAUUUUAACCCCAUUGAGAAAUAUGUUUAAGUUGUAUUGAAAGUCGGUCACAAUAUACUGGUCAGCUACUGCACCACCUAAGAGACGAGGACAGCCACUGUUGCACCUUUACUCUAUAGAUUUUUUUUACGGCGAGCAGCUACGUUACUAAAUAUGAGUGUCUACAAGUUUCAGUGGCCUCAUGUAACCCAUCAGAAGCAACGUAACCUGAUGUUGACAUAACUGAUUUCCUGCAGCUGCAAAAGUCAAACACUAAUACCGUCACCAGAUUUGUUGCAUUGCAGCAGAUUAUCACACAAGUGUUAUCUAAGUAUCCUGGGCGAUGCAUGCAACGCUUAUAAUAAGUUUAUAACACUCUUGAGUUUUAGUCUCAAAGCCUCGGACUCGCUUUGUCUCCUCUACAUGCAUCCUGGGUUAUCUCAUUAUCGGAUUACUGCACAACUCUGACUGUGGUUCACUAUCACACCGUUGACCAAACUUACCAUGGCCUGUGGUGAGACUUUAAAGGCGUUAACAAAGCGGUAGUUCAACUUCCUUUUUGACUCACAGCAUGUCGCACCUUACUUUUGUACACUGAGAAGUACACUUUUAAAUGUCAAGCUGGGGAAUCUGAAACAGUCUGGUUUCUAAUUAAGUAAAUAAGUCAUGAAAGAAAAAGGAGCAGCAUUGCUAUUUUAGGAUUGAGGUUUAAAUAUAGCCCUGUCUAUUGUGGUGCUAUAAAAGUAAUGUGGUGUAAAGUCAGUCAGGGACACACCUGACUUAUUUUAGUUAUCACCAGAGUUCGAUAUUUCUAUUGGAACUUGAUUGCCUGUGUUUUUUAUCUGUAUGUUUAAACGACAUGUUUACUGAUUAUAUGCUGCUGUCUGGGGUUUCCCAGUAGGGCUGGGCAAAUAAUCACUUUCAAUUUCAUCUGCCUCCCCAGGAUCAUGAAAAUAUGAUAGCCAGGACUCUAAGAUACUGCCUGAUGUAUGAUGUCUGUUUUAGCUUUGUUUUGAAUAAAGGGCACCCUCCUUUUCUUCAUUGUGUACUCUACCCCUUCCCUCCAACAGCUCUCUCUUUAACUUUAUCAUUAAGACCUCAGAUCAAUGUGCAACUAAGUUAAUUAAAACACCUUAACGUCCUAUUCACACUCAACAGGAUUUUUAAUACCAAGUUUCGAAGAAUUUUUAAGUUGCGUAGAUGUAUGUGAUGCUGAUGUCAAAUAAUGGGUAGUGAUUUUUAAUAUGUAGGACAAAAUUGAUCAGCCCUGUUUGACACUAUGCUGUGUUGGGAGAACUGACAGAUGCUAUCAUUCAGAUUCAGUGACCCCUGUAGUGCCACAAACUCACAAAAAUAAAAUCAAAUUGCAUCUUAUCUGAACAAAUGAAAUAAUAGUAAGUACUUUUGUUUGGCAAGAAAGAAGAAAUUAAAUCAUUAUGCACAGACCAACAUAUUUGUAUGUUUUAAUAAACAAAAAUACCCAUCACCGAGGUCUAAGUUCAGCCUUGGCAGGAGGUGUGCCAGAGCUUCUUGACAAACUUAGUUUGGUGUUAACUUAAUGAGAUUUUUUUGCACAUUCUGAUUUUAUGACUCUUAAUCGUUUUUAAAUAACAUUUUCUAGCUUUUAGAUAAUAUUGCCUUAUCCAGUCAGCUGUAUAUCUUUAUUAUUCAUUAUUCUCUUGACUUCUCUUUAUUUUACCUUGCCCCUGCACAGCACUUUUUGUGCUUCAUUAGAAGGUUAUUUAUUGCUUCCCUCUGACUGCUUCUGGUUUAAUGUAGCAGGAGUGUUUUUUUUAGUCAUCUGAACCAUGAAACUUUGUAUCUCAUAUAUUUCCUCCUCUGAAUCUGGCAGCAAAUCAAAUUUCCUUUGGGAUAAUCAUAAUAAACUUCAGCUUGAACUUAGAUUUCAGUGCGAGUGUAAAAUCAUGAGUAAUGUCACAUCCCAACAGUAAAGUGUGGGCCUGAAAAUUGCAAUACUGAUUCAACUUAUUUAUAGCGAGUGAACAGUGAAGAUGAUACCUCAUGGAAAAUUCUAGACAAAAAGGAAGAACUGCUCUUAUGUGCUUCAAAUCAAACACAGUACAUCAAAUAAAAGCAGACACAUGAUUUAAAUUUAAUGAACUUGUGUUCAUUGUGUACAAAGGUAAACAGACCUUGUAUAAGCAUGUUGGCUGGUGUGUUUCCCUUGUACAGAAAUCGGCAGACUUUUUUGUCCACUAAAAUCAAACCACUCUGAAUAUUUGCUAUGGAAAAUAUAUAAUAUAUAUAUAUAUAUAGACACAAUGAUUCUUCGGGAUACUGUAAAUCAGCUCAUCUAACACCAACCUGUCAAGGCGCAGAAGGAUAUAGUAAAGGCGAGUAGUGGUAACAAUGUGCAAGAACUGCAAGGGGAGUAGAAUAUAUGUAUAGAUAUUAAAUAGGUAGAUAUGUACAGCAGGAGUUUAAGGUAUAUGAUAACAGCAGUGUGAUGCAUAUGUAAUCACUAAUCUUGUGUCUUUUCUGUCUUCACAGGUUGAUCCUAAAGACUACAUGCUCACAGGUCUCAAAGACGUUACGGUGGGCCGUCUGCCUGGCAAACUGAACGGUCAACAGUUUGUCAUCCAAGAGUGCGAGAACUGCAACAUCUACGUGUUGGACCACUCAGCAACCAUCACCAUUGACGACUGUGUCAACUGCCGCAUUGUUCUGGGACCUGUCAAAGGCAGCGUGUUUUUCAGGGACUGUAAGGACAUUAAGUGUGUGGUGGCCUGUCAGCAGUUCCGCACACGGGACUGUAAAAAGAUGGAGGUGUUCUUGUGCUGUGCCACUCAGCCCAUCAUCGAGUCAUCUACAGGGAUGAAGUUCGGCUGCUUUCAGUACUUCUACCCCGAGCUGGCCUACCACUUCAAGGAUGCAGGGCUCAGCAUAUUCAACAACAACUGGAGCAACAUCCACGACUUCACACCUGUGUCAGGAGAGAACAACUGGAGCUUGCUGCCAGAAGCUUCAGCAGUUCUGGAUUUUGUUCCACUGCCUGAUUCAGAGUCUGAAUUCAAGUCUGUAAGAAUCUCCGCUGAGCCCACACGCAGCAUCGUGCCUCUGACGAAGGGAGGGAGGCGUAAGGACAGUGAAGAGUCCUGCCUCUUUGUCUUCUUCUCUGGAGAGUACAGCACGGCAAACGCACGCAAACUGAUCGAUGAGGUGAGAGGAAUAAAAAGGCAGUCAACUGUCUCCCAAAAAUACUGAAUGAGGCAGUCAUCCCCAUGUGGAUGGAAAAAUAGUGAACUAAUGCUGCAUCAGGUUUAACUCAGUCUUCACUGAUGAAGUUUGGUUGCAGUCAACUUGAUCUGAAGAGCAAUCUGAAUAAUCUGAAGUCAAAUAAAGACAGUGUUAAAAAAAUCAACAAAUGAUCCUGAAGUAUGUAAAAUAUUAAGGAAAUAUUGCGUAAAAUAAACCAGACAGCCAGUCAGUACUUAGACUUACUUUAUUUUAUCAUCAACUGAGGCAGUGAGUAAAUAAUGUGUCAAACAGGUUGAGAAUAUCUUUGAUAGAUUUGCAGUUUGAAGUCCAGCCUCUCCCCAGCUGUGAUUGUUGCACUUAGAUGCAUUCAUUCAUUUUUUGCUUUGCCACUCAUACUGUUUAUCAGCAUUUCUUUAUUAUUUUAGACACUGACCUGCUCAUUUUGUCUGAAGUUGUUUAAAUUUUAGAUCCUUUUUUUCAGCAUACUCUUCUCAUGGUAUUAUGAACAGCAUGAUAUUUUAAGCUCGCUUUUGUUGAGCUGGAUCUAAACUUUCAGCUUGAGUUGAAGUGCUAACAGCCUGUUGCGUUACUGCUUUGACAUUCCAGUGAUGUUAGUUUCGUUACCAAAAAUGUGUGACUCCAUCACCAAAGCAUGCGGCUCGAUGCACAUUCACACAGUCAAGAUGUUGCAACAUCUUGACUGUGUAAAAGUAUGAAUCUUCAUAGGUAAUUGCAGUGCUUGUAUUUUUCUUCUCAAAUGCAUUCCUCUCGUUUCUUUAGAUGACCCCCAAAGGUUUUGUGCUGAUUCAGACGAAGGAAGUCUCAAUGCGACCUGAAGAUGUGAAAAGAGUGUUUCAGAAUAACGCAGAGGACCUUGUUGAGUGGAUCACCAAAGGUAAGUUUAUGUUAGCUUGUUUUUUUAUUUUUUGUUAGCCUUAAAAUAUAUCGCGAAUGGUUGGUUAACAAAAUUAUAAUCACUUAAAGGGAUAUUCCGGCGUAUAUUUAAGUUAUGGUCAAACACACUGUAACUCCGAGUUAGACACCCCCUCGAGAGAUGAAGGUUGCUGACUGCUUGCUUCUCCAGUUAUACUAACUCAAGUAACGACCGCACGAUAGCAAUACACAGCGGUCUACGUCUCCAUGUGCAAACCUCAAGCCCUAGCCACAAAUAAUGCUCAGAACAGCAUCUAACUUCAUCAACAGUACAUAUAGGGUCCCAGCAUUAGUACUAGCCAUCAAACAUCUUUUUAGCUUCGCCUGAUUUCUUUAGCAAAGAGACUAAACACAACUCACCCCCUCUCCUUCAGCAGCCGCUUGUUUGUGGGGGAGCCCCAAUGAGUUGAUCAACAAGUGCAGCAGAUCAUUUCCAUGAAGUAAUUAUCACCAUAUUAAUCAUUUUAAUCAUUUUGCACUGCAGACUCUGUAGUUCUUCUGCCUUAGCAGCUCAGUCUGAUUGCAUUUCCAUGAAGAAAUGAUCAUUAAUGUUCUUCCAAUUUCAAUUUCAAUAAGCUUUACUGGCAUGACUGUUAUUAAAAUAUUGCCCAAGCAUUGCAAUACUAAUACAACAACUUCAACUUCAACUUUAUUUCAUUUAUAUGGCACUUUUCCUACAAAGUUGUAACACAAAGUGCCUUACAAAGCAUAAAAAGAAAAUGAAACAUCAAAAUCCCCAAGAAAACCCCAGACCUCCCACCCGCACAAUUAUACCCAUACACACACCCGUGAACAUAGACAUACAUUUCCACACACACAACUUCACAUACACACGCACCUACACAGUUAGCGGCUGAACACAACACAACACAACAAUAACAUCAACUUUGUCCUUGAGCUGCAAAACUCUGCUGCACUUGUUGAUCAACUCGUCGGGGCUGCCCCACAAACAAGCAGCUGCUGGAAGAGAGUAGGUGAGUUGUGUUAAGUCACUUUGCUAAAGAAAUCAGGCAAAGCUAAAAAGAUGUUUGAUGGCUAGUACUAUGGCCAGGACCCCAUAUGUACUGUUGAUGAAGUUAGGUGCUGUUCUGAGCAUUAUUUGUGGCUAUAGAGUGGCUUUUUGGUUGAGUUUUGUUUAUGGCUCCUCAGACCGUGAGUACGGUGAGUUUGACCAUAACUUAAAUUUACACUGGAAUAUCCCUUCUAAUGGUAAGACAAGAUCUCGCUGUCACAUGUUGAAUGAAUUCUAGCCUGUGUAACCACUCAACCACAAUACAUUAUCCUGUUUAUUACCCUGCCAACGACCACAGACAUUGACAAGUUGAUAUGAAAUAUUUAUGUACAACUCCACUGAAGAACUUUCUGCCUCUGUUGACAUUGAAACUUCUCUUUCACUGUGAUCAUUUGCAACAGGAGAAGUAACUUGGGCUGUUUCUCCAGCCCACCAACCCACUCACAGCUGUUAUAGGCGUUAAAGACUCUGAUAUAGAAGUUUUUGUUAUCAAUGGUGUUGUUUGCUUUUGUACAUCACAGAGACACAUCACUGUUCAUGUUAGUAAAAAAUUUAUCAUUCAAGAAGCUUUAAAGAUAUUUUCAUGGAAUUAGAUGUGGUUUAGUUAUAUAGCAAAAAAAAAACCUCUCAAGUCCACAGCUGUGUGCGCUUUAGAAGCAGCUUCUUAGUGUGAUAAAUUAUCAUUUAACUUAAAAUUCAUGAAAUAGACAAGAUAAUCAGUGACAAGAUUGGUGCUUUUUAUGGUGUGAUUUUCAUGCAUGAAACUGGUGCAAGGGAGUAGGUAGGGGUUAGCCCAGCAGCUCUAAAGACAGCACUGUUCUUAAGAUUUCCACACAUGAUACUCACAAUGAGCAAUAUACUUGACUGUCAAAAGUCAGCAGGAUGAGAUUUUUUGUCAGAAGACCCUACAUAAGCAUUCAAGGGACAAGAUGAGACUGUUUUGUCUACAAGGGGCACCAAAAUGAACACAAACCUAAAGUUCCUUACAGGAGCUUUAGGAAAGCUGAUUGAUUACUUCAGUUAUUAUUUGACAGAGUAGUUUCAUAAGCCUGCAGCUGCCUAUAUUAUGUUCCUUAUCAAUAACAGGAUUUUUAUGCUUUGUUGAACAUACUGUAGCAUGACAGUGUGAUAUAUCAGCAAUGUAAGUCUUAGUGUAUGACCAGCAAAGAUACCAAGUUUUCAAGUAUUUAAGAUAAUGGCAAUUCAAUUUUUUAAUAACUAAUUGUGCAUUGUUUCACAUGGAGUGUCAGUCCUCGAGGCCUUCUUUCUGACAUUUUUUAAAAAGCUAAAUAUAUUUUGGUCAACAUGCUCACAUGAUGUUAUUUGACAUUUAGUUUUCCAGCCCUGGUCUGCAGUAAACUGCAGAAAUCAGUUGAAUCAGCCCCCAGAGUUUGUGCAACGACAAGGUUUCAGAAUCUGCAGUUCAGUGGAGAACAGUCAUUGCCAAACUGUGUGUUUGGGAAACAGGAUUCUCGACUGGGGAAGGGACAAACUAAUUAUGAGAAGUGGAAGUUGCCAUCAUGAUGCAACACAUUAGUUUGUUGACUCCAGUUUUUAAGCCCUAAGUUUGGCCAAAUCCAGAUUUAUGGACUUAACCGCACUGCAGACUUGUGGUUGGCACUGUCUUGAAAGUCUGCAAGUGCUGAGGGCUUUCCAAAUCCACAAGAGGACUGAAACAGGCAAACGAUCAUUUGAUUACCUAAAACUUAGUGCACUCUAAAUGAAGUAGUUUCAAGAUUCAAGAUUUGGUUUAUUGUCAUUCCCACAACUUUAGCAGUCAUGGUGGUGAAAAACAGUUCUCCUAAGAUCACUCACUCUUAAAAACAGAGCCAGGGGUUUGAAACAGUGAGACAAAAUGACAGUGAAAACUAGAACCACUAAAAUCCAAAAGCAUAUGAUAGAACAAAGCCAAAAAGUCAAAGCCAAUGAACUGUUCAGUCAAUGACAGUAUCAAUGAGCACAGUGAGCGCUUGAUGGCUUGCAGACAUACUGUGGAAAGUGAAGUGCAUUUGUGCAAAGUGUCAACAAGAGUGAGUAUUCCUUUAAAUGGAAUACUGAGGAAAAAAGUGAUAUUCAACAACUCUAUCAUACAGAAUAACUUAGCAGUGUGGAAACAAGGAAUGAGUCAUUAUAUACCAUAUGAUGUAAUCUUGAGAUCCUGUCUGUCAGAGGCAAAUACAACCUGUGGUGUUGUCUCCCAGCGGGCUUAUACAGCUGAAUUUUGUGAGAACUCUGGAGUCCAGACAGUUGUCAUUGUCCUGUUACCGUCUCAGUUUUGUAUCUUUGAGUGAACAUAUUUGUGACACCUGUUUCGCCAUGUUCAAAACUUGUAAAUCCCAGGUGGUCAUGCACUAAUCACAGCCCACUUUUAAUAUCUAUUUUACUCUAAAUCUGACCAAAAUGUGCAAAAUCAACACCACUCUGUAGUGAGACUGAAAACCAGAGACUAAGACCAUUCGCUUCUGAACUUAAAUGUGAGUGAAGUAAUACAUUGAGUAAAAUGAAGGAUUAUUUUUUCCAUUGACCUGUUUAUGAUCAGACUCCUCUUUGUGAAGUAGCGUGACCCCUGCUGUUUUUUUUUUUUUUGCAAUGACGCAGCUUUCGGGCCUUUCUUUGGCUUCACUUUUCAAACCUGGAGGUUAAAUCCACUUCUUAUGUCUUUUCUACGAGAGCACAUCUUGUAUUUAGCUGCUCUGUGAGUUUAUCUGUGGUAGUAUAAAGAUUUAAACAGUCAUGUUUUUUCCACUUCUGAAGGUCCAGUCAUCGCCCUCGAGCUCAACGGUGAUGGAGUUGUGGAAGCCUGCAAGAACACUGCUAAUGAAGUGUUCAGCGGUACUAAGGUAAUUUGACAGACGUGAUCUUUCUAGUUUUUACAGAUCUGUUUUCUUUUUGUAGAAGUUACUCAAACCUAGAAUAUUUUAUGUCUUCUUUUUUCAGGUUUUUGUCUCUGAUAACAAAAAUACAUCCUCUCGAGACGUGGACAACUUCUUCAACUUUGCGGACAUGCAGAUGGGUUUGUGAUCUGAUUCUCUUUCUACCCCAUGCUGUCCAGCUGAGGUUGUACAUGACAAGGAUUUAAAUAUUUGCCUGUCCAACUCAUUAAAACGUAAAUCUGCAGACUAGAUUCACUCUUUAGUCAUCAAGAAACGUUGACUUUAAACCACUGAACAAAAGUAAGAUGCUACGACUGCUGUGAAUAUUUAUAUUUUUAUGAAUGUAUUCAGUUUUAAUUCAUUUGCUUCUAUUGAUUGUGACUGUAGAUCUUUGUUGUAAAUGUGUUUUUAUUUAAAUUUUGUUUCUCUUUGCUAAAUGAAAUACUUGUUUUAGUUGAAAAAAAAAAGAGCACAAGGAUGCCUGAGGGAAAUAUUUUAUACAAACUAUAUUCAUAUUUUAUCCUCUGCAGGAUAUAUCUGUGUAUGUGGAUUAGAAAAGUUUGUGUAUAUUUGAAACAUGCUGUAUAGAUUAUAGCUACUUCAUUAUUGACAUUUGUUAGGCCAAAGUUGAUUGUGAAAGUUUCUCAGCUGUCUUUCAGAUGACCCGGAGUAUUUGCUGUCUUUAUGAUGUAGGCAAUAUACGUGACUUUUUUAUUUUGUAACAUUUGUUUUAUACUCAACUGAAUGCUUUUGUAUAGACAUAAAAUUCAUGUUCCUAAAUAUCAUUUUAUCAGAAGUAAUUUUGGCUCUUCAAGCAAUCAGUGACAUACACUGAUUUUCCCACAAUUUUCGCCUAAAUUACUUUUUGACUUUUAGCCCUGUGACAUCCAGGAACACCAGGGACACCAAGGACAAACCCUGGAAUACUCACAAGACUCCAAGGUUUUAGGUUCAAUGUAUAAUAUGCCCAUACUGGCAUGUUGCUGUGAAAAUGCAGUCUUCAUUUAAUAAAAACAUGACCAAUUUUGUCUCAAAGGUUACCAGAAUUAACCACAUGAACGUUCCUUACAGUGCCUUUAAGAAGCAAAAGAGGAAAUAUCUCCUAUUUUGAUAUUGAGUUUUUGUUUAUGGUUUAUUACAGUUUCAACUUGAACACUUGAGUCUUAAGAUUAUUUUUGAUCUCUGUGCCUUUACUUUGAUAGGAGAGCAAAAGAGAGACAGGAAUUAUGGGAGAAGAGAGGGUGAAUAACAUGCACCAAAUUAGGCCAGGACUGGGAAACUCUUCUAUGACCAGUGCAAUGAGGACGUAGUUCUUUGUACACAGGGCAUCUGCCCUACCUGCUGAGCUUAACUAAUGUCCAAACUGUGUGUGUUAUUCUCUUGAUCAAUCCUUUGUGAGGUCUAAGUAUCCGGAUUAUUUAAAGGUCAAAAAUGGUAUGCUGUUUGUUUACAUUUUGCAGAUGUUCAGUAGACAGCUAUUGAUGCCAAAGGGCACCUAACCCAGUUACACAUUGAUUACAAUCAACCUUCCUUGUGAUAUCAAGUCUUUGUCAACACAGGUCAUGUGCUGGAUAAAACAGGACCAUAAAUCACCUUCAUAUUUUGUUUACUGAAAUUGAAAUAACCUAAGUGUAUGAAUUUUGCAUAUGUGUAUUUAAGUAACGUAGUGGUAUUCUGUUUUUAUUUUUCAUAUAAGUAGGGUAAGUUUUUGUAUCAGAUCAGUGGGACUUUACAUGUUAAUACUUAAACAAUCUCAGUCUUUACAGCACUUCAGUUUCAUGCUCUCUGUUAGCACUAUGAUGUAGAAAAAUGUGCUCACUGUGGGGUAAUUAAAGAUUUUUCUUAUCUUACCUUCUCUUAGUAAGGUAAGAUAAGAAUUAAGAUAAGAAUUUGUAUUACAGGCAGUGAUCCUCCACCAAGAUCAUGUUUAGUAGCCCACUUUGUAAAAAUAUUAAAACUGAAAGAGAGGAAAGAGGAAUUCAUCAUAUAUAAACAAAGUAAAUAAA